This is a messenger RNA of Penicillium waksmanii, 3162 nucleotides long. RefSeq lists its product as uncharacterized. Lineage: Eukaryota; Fungi; Ascomycota; Eurotiomycetes; Eurotiales; Aspergillaceae. The transcript has 2 exons. The record is from RefSeq and is a predicted model, not a curated record. Bases 1 to 3162 code for a protein of 1053 amino acids.
AUGCGCUUUGAAUUUGCGGGACAAUCCUCAUGGCUUGUCCUGCUAUGGGCAUUAUGGAUGAUUGCGAUUGGGAUUCCACGAGCGUCUGCAUCGGACGAAGUGCAAAGAAUGAUAGCGAGAAGAGGUCUGCAGUCAGGAUCUAGAAAUGCCAGUAGCCAUCACAGCUUCUCCACAUCCAGAUCGACCAUCUCAACCCCAGUUCCAUCCGUUACACUGCCGUCUGAAAAUCCUCCAUCGAGUACAGUGACCAUUCCUGGAUCGUCGCCGACCACCAUUCGGAAAAGUAGCUCCGUGGCCACCUCAAGCCCUGGCCUGCCUAGCCCCGGCCCUUCGAGCUUGCCUACUAGCUCGUCAAGCCGCCCUUUGAUUCCUACCCAGAGGACAACCAGUGGCACGGCUCACGAGUCAGGCUCCAAUCCAAGCUCCAAUCCAAGCUCCAAUCCAAGCUCCAAUCCAAGCUCCAACCCAAGCUCCGAUCUGAGCUCCAACCCAAGUUCCAAUCCCAGCUCCAAUCCCAGCUCCAACCCAAGCUCCAACCCAAGCUCCAAUCCUAGCUCCAAUCCUAGCUCCAACCCGAGCUCCAACCCAGGGACCAAGGAUACCAGCUCGCCGUCCGGAGGCUCACCUUCAACACCUGGUUACCCAAAGCCUUCAAGCAGCAAAAUUCCUCCUUCUUCAGCUGGGAAUACAGUGGUUCCCGUUACUUCAAAAACUGUGAUCACUAAUCCAAGCACCACCAUAACCAGUGCUGUUACUACAUCUUCAACGGUUCCAUUUCCUAUAACUCUAAACACCGAUGACCCACAAGCUACUUCGAGUGUCAGUUCUUUACAAAAUGAGAUCUCGGUCACACUCAUUCCAAUUUUCUCAAAAUUGAUUGACACGCCAGACAAAAACAAGGCACAAGAUGCCAUCGAGAAACUCAAGAAGGUAGAGCCGGAGGCUAGGAAUCUUCUGAACAAGAUUGAUCCGAGCUCAGAAGGAUCAACAGGCUCAUGCAGUGACGGUGGGAACCUUCUCUCGGACUUGAUCAACGCUGUCACCUGUAUCGAUGAUGGACUGAACAAAGUGAAGUCUGAGAUUGAAGAAGGUAUCGACGACGACUUUUCUAACAUCGAAGGCUUGGAGAGCACGGUUUCUAGCAUCACAGACCUAGCCGAGAACUCCAAUGACGAGGAUCAGUCAUCGUCAGAUGAUUCUACUACUUCGACCUCCUGCUCCUCCUCCACCACCACCGAAGAUAUCUACGUGGAAUGCUCUGCCACCUCAGCCCCUGGUCGUAAGAGACAAGCAGCAACAUCUUGCUCCACGUCGACAAAGACAGUGACUGGCUGUGAUAUCUCUGCCUCUACAACAACUACAACGAUUUCUUGCUCGGAAACUGAAACGAUUACAAAUUGUGAUGUUGUGUGCCCAACCACUGCUAUUCCAAAAUCCCAACUGGCUGGUCGUGCUCCUGUAACGGUGAGCUGCAGCACCACCUGUUCAACGGAAACCGCGUGCAGCACCACUGGAUCUACCUCGACUAGCUGGAGUACUACAACAACAACACCAAGCUCCAGUGUUGGUGGGCAGUGUGGAACAGGAUGCUCGUCUUGCAUGUCUCUUUCUACUCCGACUGCUAGUUCAGCGGCAAAGAGGGAUCUGGAUCUCACCAAGCGUACUCUCACAUCCCCACAAGAUGCUCCUUAUAACGGCGACACCGGUGCAUUCUUGGUCGACCAGUAUGUUUGGGCUGAGUGGGUGCCGCUUGGAACUGGUGGAAGGUCAAACCCCACAGCUCUUUAUCAUGAGCUCAAGAAGGUGAAGUAUGACAUGGCUGUCCAAGGAUUAUAUGGUUGCACCUCGGUGGUGGUUGUAUCCGAGAAGGCUGUAUACAUGUCUCAUUUCUGGGAGGUUCCUGGAUUUAGCCAGGGCAACUGGGGAAUUGGAACACAGGAGAGAUUUGAACAAGAAGUCCUCACUCCUCUUGAAAGUGGCGAUGGCGGAUCUGGAAUCUCCGGUUUGCGACAGUACGCAGGAUCUAACGGGGCAUUUGCUAGUCAAUACAGACCUGCAGCAUAUGUCAUUAGACCUGGUAGUUCGGGCCGAGCGGAUUAUGACAAGGCAUAUGACAAAAAGGUGGACCAAAUCGUGGAAAAGGUGAAGGAUAUUUUGGGGGUUUCGACUCCUCCAAUUCCUAUCACUUACAGUCGCGCCGGAGGCGGAGGAGCCGACAAUACCUUCACACCUCUGGGAAAGGUACUUUUUCAGUACGACCCUGUUCAAGCUCGCCAAGCCACCGAUAGCUGCUCUAUUCAACAAGCCAUGGUGCGAGUUUGGGUGGAAGACAAGCCUCGCUACGUCCAUCAGAGAUACUGGAUUGCGUAUGAUGACCAAAAGGUUGCACAGUCUGGUAAUCAAAAGCGCGAUUGCCCGGCCGAUGCAACUGCAGGGGGACAAGUUCCACUAUCAUCAGCACUCGAAUCAGGUUCAACCUCUUCAGGCACUUCUCCCUCCAGUAGUAGUCCCAUUUCCAACACUUUGACUUCGACACCGAGCGCUUCCUAUUCUUCGGUACAGACUAGCCCAACUCCCUCUUCGACUCCGAAGCCUACUUCAACACCCACACCGAGUCUGGAAACAACUACAACUGAGGAGCAAACAACAACCGCCGAUGAGACCACUACAACAGCAGAAGCUACCACAACGACGGAGGCACCCACAACGACGGAGGCACCGGCCACGACGACGGAGGCACCUACCACUACGACGGAAGAUCCCAUACCCACAACCACAGAACCACUACUUCCAACCGCUCAGCUAGUUGUCGCUUAUGUUGUCAAUGGCUGGUCCAACAGCUGGAGUGUAUAUACGCCCGACAUCUUUGACGAUAGUCCUGACUGGUGUGAUGGCAGUACUGGCCAGUGGAGCGCCAGUGGUGACAUAUCUUUGAAGAACGUCCCUUAUCCUGACGGUGACAAUGAUUUGGACUUUGAUGUAGACGAUAAGAGUGAUUGCUCUUACUCGUCCGACUCGGAUGAAACAGCUGGUACUCUGAGCUGCCCUGACUUUUCGGAGGAUGUCCAGUGCACGGAAUAUGGUGAUCAAAGCCAAUCAACCUGCUACGGCGUGGCAAAUGCUAUGAUGGUUGUUCCCAAGGUCCUGUGCCAGUGGGGCUAG